ACAAGCUUCUAAUCCUCUAAGGAUAGAAAUAUUAUAUUCGCAUCCCUUUAAAAUUAGAAUAAACUUAGAUUUAAUUAUGAACUAGAUCCACAUUUUCCCGUACAGGUUUGCAGUAUUCAUUCAUUUGUAUUUGUUUACAUAUUAGCUCGACAUAGUUUUGAAAUAUCUAUGUGCCUAUACCUACACAUAUUAGUCUGGAAAUAAGCCUAUCACAUGCUUACAUGUGUUUCUUUAAAAAAAUGUGCAGAGACAUUAAUUAUUGCUAUUCUAUCUUUUCUAUUCUAUAUCCGAGAAUGCAAACAAAACAACAGUAAGACGGAACAUUUCGCCUCGAUGGCACAAUGCAAGACAAAAAAAUAACACUUGGCUUGUGUAACACACUCAGGUAAGUAUGUCCCACGUGUCAGAAAUGUGGCUUUCAGCGUCUACGCAUUUUGUUUCGGUUUAUUUAGAAUUUCAUUUCUGUUUUACGGUCACGUUAGAGACGUUUGUGCAAGCACAUGGAAGCAUUUGACCUCAUUUUCAAAAAGGAUUUGGCGCUUGCUACUCAAAGCGAGCUGGUUCAAAAUCUCACAUUCGAAAUGAAUAUAUCCACAUUGAAUUGUUCCUGUUUUGUCGUUCCUUUUUAUGAUUUCUGGUGAAUGUUUGAUAAUUCCAGUUAACAUGAAGAGAAGUCCUAAUUCACAAUUAGCAGGUCAAAAAUCAAGGUCACGAUUAGCUGGUUUUACUUCUUAAAACAGCUGCCGUAAAAUGCACUUUGGAACAAACAUCAAGCUGCGUGUGUAUCUGUUUUAAAAAAGUAUUCGAAACUGUAGCAACAUAAGUAAGUUUAAAAAAACAAAACUAAAAGAAAACACUGUAAUAUUUCCAGUCUGGGUGAACAUUUGUAUAAGUUAGAUAACUAAUAAGAGCUUACCUUGCUAAAUCUAUGGCAACAAGGAGUCAAAUUGUUAAGAAAAAAACAAACCUAAAGAAGAAGAUAUGACACAAAAUACACCUUGUUUUUGGGCCAACCCACCAUGGCUCCAAGUCCACAUCACAUGUGCCCGGGUGGUAAAGAAAUCACUCGAUUUUCUCUGUCUAACAUCUAAGUCCAGCAAACUUAUUUUCCCCUUAAAAUCCACGCAGCCACUGUGUUAAAAGUCCCCAGGCCACUGCAGUCGUCCUUUGUUCUUCCUGGUGUGGGCCUGCUGCCCUGACCGGCACACCGACGCUAGGUGGCGUUCUUGCUCCAUCAAAAACCUCUCCGCUCUUCCAACUUGACCGCGCUGACGUCACGCUAGUCUGGAGCAUCAAGGCCACUUCCACGCCGCUAUUGGUCUGAAACUCACAUGACAUGUCUCCGAGCAUCCAUAAUUAUGUUACAGAUAUUUUUGCACCCCCCUCCAAAAGAUGUCAGCAUCCUACUGUCCUUAUUUCUUCUGGAGAAAUCCCGUAGUUCAGAGCAGUGGAACGCAUUAAGCCAUUGCCGUGUUGCCCAAUGCAAAUAUGUCAUGUCCGAAUAACAUAGCGCCCGGUAACUUCCUCAUGGAUUCUUUAAUGGGAGGAUCAUCUUCUUUCAGGGGUGAGGGUUAUUCCGGCAACCCGGGGAUAUACAUCCACUCUGCAGCAGAAUACGGAUAUUCAGUGAUGAGAAACAUUGGGAAGGUUGGACCGGCCCCAAUCUCCAAAAGAGACGAGGCAGCUCCGGGCGGUCUCUCUCUCGGCGGCUUCCAGGAUGCGCCGUACCUGUCAACACAGCUGGCUCCGUGGACCCCCGGCUCCAAAAGCAGCAGGGACGAACAACCUGUUGCCCAGUGUUUACAACCCUGCUCGUUUCCAUCGGGCAGCGUCAAAGAGGAGGCGUUUUGUUGCCUCUAUCAGGAUGACAGCAAUAAGGGGAAGCAGACAACAGAGUCAGCCACUUACAUCCGGCUGGGAGACAAUAGCUGCCGCCCCGAGCAAACUGCCGCCCAGUCCGGCGGCUGCUUCCAGGUGUACAACGGGGAGAGGCCGCAGCGGGACGAGCAGCAGUUCCCCUCGGGCUUCUCUCUGACCCACUUGGCGACAUCCCUUGAGUCAGCCGCAGGAUCGACCAAAAACUGCGGCAAAUCUGCGCAGGAGACAGCGAGAGAAGUUUCUAAAUCAGAUGAGAGUCAGAGCAGGAAGGAGGAGAAGGCCAAGAGUGACAGCUGUUCAGAUAACUCGGACGGGGAAUUAAAAGAUGAUUUAUCUGCGGAAAAGACAACGGGGAGCUGGUUAAAAGCCAAAACUGGAAGGAAGAAGCGGUGUCCCUAUACAAAGCACCAGACGCUCGAGCUAGAGAAGGAGUUCUUGUUCAACAUGUAUCUGUCUCGGGAGCGCCGCCUGGAGAUCAGCCGGAGUAUCAACCUGACCGACAGACAGGUCAAGAUCUGGUUCCAAAACAGACGCAUGAAGCUCAAGAAGCUCAACAGGGAGAGCCGAGAAAGGGAGCAGAGUGCAGUUUACAACUACUCCUGAAGACAUUUUUAGGCACAGACACACAUACACACUCACACACAC
Molecule: messenger RNA, 2523 nt
Organism: Menidia menidia (Atlantic silverside)
Lineage: Eukaryota; Metazoa; Chordata; Actinopteri; Atheriniformes; Atherinopsidae
Source: the annotation of a GenBank genome assembly